Messenger RNA from Strongylocentrotus purpuratus (purple sea urchin), 6034 nucleotides. Its product is annotated as tripartite motif-containing protein 2. Lineage: Eukaryota; Metazoa; Echinodermata; Echinoidea; Camarodonta; Strongylocentrotidae. The transcript is spliced from 2 exons. Bases 378 to 3014 code for a protein of 878 amino acids. Gene Ontology annotation, biological process: positive regulation of DNA-templated transcription. Gene Ontology annotation, molecular function: zinc ion binding; ubiquitin-protein transferase activity; protein binding. The record is from RefSeq and is a predicted model, not a curated record. Gene Ontology annotation, cellular component: nucleoplasm; chromatin.
GCAUUGAGCACCCAUCCAUUUGGAGCAGUCUCACAAAAGGAAUCCUAAAGAAGUAUUGAAAGGACUUAAAUGUUAUUCUCACAACUAUUAUUGAUUGCCCAGACUCCUGUAUUGUGUGAAUGCUGGGCCUCGCCUGUAAUAAGCUUCUAUUUAAAGAGUUGCAAGUUUUAUUUGAUCUGGAUAAAGAAGUGAGUGUGCAUUCUCUAUGUAUAGGGUUUGGAGCUGUGUAUAUAUACAGCUUUACAGAGCAGACUACAAGCUUAUACAGGUAGCACACAAAAUAUAAUUUGCCUCUGGUUGUGAUAUAUAGUAGUGACAGGUUGCAACAUAUGAUGGACUAACAUACAGAGUACCAUGGGAGAUCUGCUAUUCAAGUGAUGGCUCAUUGCGGCAAUGGACUCAACCACAAAGUUUCAUCUAAAGAUAAAUUCUUCUCCAAAAGCGAUGAAACCAGCAACAGCCAUAUAGCAGAGUUUCGUGAUAAGCACCUAGUUUGUGCCGGGUGCAAGCAGCGCUUUGUGACCUCGGUCUACACCCCUACGCUGCUUCCCUGCCUGCAUUCUGUCUGUCCAACUUGCUUUGACGCAUCAACAUCCAAAGACAGUGAGACUCUCUGCACUGUUUGUCCAUCCUGCAAGCAACAGGUACCAUCCACAGAAGGUGUCCUGACAAGGAACUCUAUCUCUCCAGACUUUCAUAUCGAUUACCUAGCGGAGUACCUUGGAUAUACUGAAGGGAUUGUAAGGCUUUGUGAAGGCUGCGACUCUCUCACAAAGCUUGCCACGGCUUGUUGCUCCAACUGCAUCAGAUUCCUUUGCAAAGAGUGUCUGAUCAGACAUCAAUAUACUGUAGGAUACGAAAAUCAGCAUUUCCACGAGGUGAAUGAUUUGACCAAAGAAGACUGGGAAGUACUGUCACGUCAGCAACGCUUUUGUGUGGUCCACCAAAGUCAGGCACUGACUCUUUACUGUACUGGGGAAGCGUGUAAUGUGCCAGUCUGCUUGUCCUGUUGCAAGAGCGAUCAUAUUUCUGAAGGUCACAAUAUAGAAGACUUGUCUUCGGUUGUUGAACAGCUGAAAGCUGAACUUAAAGAACUUAUCAUCAUGAGUGAGCGGCAGACGCAGUUGCUCGAGGAGCUGUUACAGAACAUUGACAUGGUGACCCAGAAACUCACAUGCAAUGCUGAGGAAGCAACUCAUCAGAUCAAAGCCCUCUUCAGCAGAUGUCGCAAGGUCCUGCAGCAGAGGGAAGAGGCUCUCCUGAAAGCUGUCACAGAUGCACACACCAAGAUGCAACUUGGGCUGAAACAGCAGAAGGAUGACACCAAGACGAUGCUUUCCAACAUUGCUGUCAUGACCGACUGUGCAAACACCAACAAUAACUUGAACAGUACAGUAUCGGUAGCCAGGGUGCAAAAUAAGUUGGAAGGGUUCUUCAAAGAAGUCGCUAAUGGGGUGUUCUAUCCUCUACCACUGGCUAAUAGCUGCAUCGACUUCACUUACAAGCAUAAUGAAGCUUUAACCUAUUUGGACUACGCAGUGAAGGACCUAGGCAAGGUGGCUAAUGGUGAUGAAGUGCCUUUCUUGACUGUUGUUAGUCCCGAAGAGUCCUUUGUCAAUCAGGAAAGCACUGUGAGACUUGAAAUGACCUCCUUGAAUGGGGAACGUAGCACAAAAGGUGGAACCACAGUGUCUGCAAAGAUGACGACUCCUUUCAAUGAGAACUUGGAAUGUACUGUUGUAGAUAACUUGGAUGGAUCAUACAUCAUUAGGUACCUGUCUACUGAUCCCGGUGACCAUCUCUUAUACGUUGAGGUAUGUCAUGAGCCUAUCAGAGAGCAACCAAUUACAAUCCCAGUGUAUGCUCUUUGCACAGAAAUCAAGGGCGAGAACACAGAUGAGGAAUGCAUGGUUGAAAUCUAUGCAAGCGAUUGCAAUGGGAAGCGCCAGCCAUUGGACAAAGACCUCAAGUUCUCUGCAUAUGUCCUUGAUCCUCAACACGAGGAACUGAAAACACAGAUAUACUAUUACCCAUAUGGCUACCAUGGCAUUGUCUUUCGUCCAGACAGUAUCGGUGAGCAUAAGUUGACAAUACAAUUGAACAAUGUGCCACUCAAGUCUUCCCCUAUCAUGGUGCCCAUCCACAGGAUUAUCGCUUGUCGGCUGGAUAAGAAGCCUUUCUUUCUGGAGAACAUCUCUGGGAUGACAGUGACAUACAUGGGUAAGAUUUUCCUUGCAGACACUAUCCAGAAUGAAAGAAUCCUGGGUUUCACUGGACAUGGUGAAUGCUUCACUAAGAUCAAGACACCAUACAAGGGAGAUGCCUUGAUAACCAAAGACAGGAAAGAAAACCUUGCAUUGCUGUUCCCUUAUCGACAGGUAAUGAUCUUCUACACUCAGAAGGGGAAGCAGGUUCGUUUCUUUGACACGCCUCAAGUCGUUAAUCCCGUCUCUAUCGCGGUCACAUCCGCUGAGGAAACGCUCAUCCUGGAAUGCCUCAGCAGUUCUGUCCUGGUGUACAACUCUGCAGGAUUCCUCCAGACUACUGUUGGUGGGACCAACCAUGCCCUCAGUCUAGGCUACCCUAUCUCCAUGAGUCUGGAUUCUAGGGACAACAUCUACAUCAGCAACAAGACAGGGGGUACAAUCCUCAACCUGACCUGGAAGGGAGACUUCAAGCGAACCAUCGGUCUUCCAGAGACCUUCAAUCAGAUCGGUUCCGUUGACUGCACCCCUGAUGGCUACAUCCUGAUCCAUGAAGAGAAGCUCUCUCAGGUUGUCUACGUUGUCAGCAGAAGGAGCGGCAAUGUCCUCCGCACUAUUGACGUCCAUGGUAUUGUUGGUUUCCUUGAGCAUCUUGGUGUGACCCCUGACGGUUGCUUCAUCAAGCUGGACCGUAAGAAAGGCUGUCUGAGGAAGUACAGGUACGCCUACUACUCUCCAAGACGUCAAACCUAUCCUGCGAUAGCUACAUCUACUGCUGAUGGUCAAAAUGAAUUUGAGGUGGUAGGAUAACAUGCCCAUAACUUUCCAUAGAACUUGACUGUUGUGUUGUUUAUUGUGUGAGAUCAUUGACAUGACCACUGGAGAUUCCUUGCUUAAUCAUGUACCUGGAAGAUAGCAACUGAUUCUGUAUUGAAUUUCUUAUCAUGGACUCAGAUUCGAGUACUCUUACUACCAUAAACAAUCUAAAAAUAUUACCACAAAGAACCCAUGCAUUGAGCAUUGUAAAAAAUAUAAGCUUAGAUAUGCUUACAAUGUCACCAGUGUGUGUAUGUAUGCACAGAUUUUUUUUCUGAUGGAAAUUAUUUCAAAAACAUGUAAAGGGUUCUAAAGAAAACAGUUAUUGAUUAGUAAUUUUUUUGUUUGUUAACAAUGUGCUCCUUUUGUAUUCUUACUGUACAUGUAAGUGUGAAACAACUAGGCUAACCCACCACUCAUAUUCUUGGGAAACAUAAAGCAGCAUUAUACCCAAGAGCAUUCAUCACAUUCAGUAUUUAAACCAUCAAAAACAUUUCAAUUUUCCAUUUGUCAUACUGCAUAUUGCUCACAAGUGUAUUUUGUGUUGUAGUUUUGAAGCAGCUGUCAAGUCCUCAUGCACACGAUAGUGUCAGAACAUAUGCUCAUGUAUGAUACAUGUGUACUCAUGAACAUGUAACCCUACAUGGCUAGUCAUUACAGUCACCUCACUCAUGCCGGGUAAAAUAAAAUCAAUGAAAGAAAACCUGGUAGUAAAUUUUAAAGACAAAACACUUAACAUAUAUACGUGCAUGUAUACAUUCAUUGUGCAAAGAGGCAAUAUUGGAGGGAUAAGGUGUUGUGCAGAUACAGCCUUAUGCAUACUCAUUGAUCUCUCUGUACAUGUACUACACAUGUGAACAUAGUAUGUACACAUCAGUGAGGUUCUCUGAAUAUCACAUUAUACUAUGAGAUUUGUAUCAGUAAAAUUAUUGUUUACUGCCUCUUACACUGUAUACAAUUGUAGUUAUUCUAAUGAGCCAAUGAAGACACUUACAAGUAAGGUGACGAUAUUGAUGUUUUGAACUACAGUUUAUAUGGUUUUACAUCUAACAUGUAAACUGUAACAAAUUAACUGCAAUGAUGUAACUUCUAGAGGCAAAAACUAUUUGUCCCUACUUACAGUAAGCAACUUUUUUUAAAUAGCUAAAUAAAAUGGAUGAUGUCACCAAAUUUUACAAUCAAAUUUCUAUUGCUGCUAUACUACCUUGUAUGUAUUUGCAAAGCUCAGUUUGCUUCAACAAAUAUACCUUUUUUUGUAUUUAUCUUCUGAAAAGCAAACCUUAAAUUUCUUCUAGUGGUCUUCUUUAUAAACAAGCUUCAUAAUUCACAUAUACAAGAAUUAUGCAGAUAAAGUUUAAUUAUAUAUGUAUCUGCAUUAAACUGUACCUGUAUUAUCCUUUUAUGGAAUCCGGUGAUUUCGCUAUAAUAUUAAUUUUAUGUAUAACUUUUUGCAUCAUCUUUGGUGGUAUUCCAAAAUGGUUCUGUUGUAAAAGUUUGAUAACCAGCUGAUAGCUGCCAAUGUAAUCAAAAAUAGAUGUAGAAAGAUUUUUUCUAUUCAUUUUGUAGAAAGAAUUUUAAAUGGUGAUAACCUACUAAAUAAUAUACAUUAAUAUUGAAUUGAGAAUCUUUGGUGAAGGGAAAUUUGACAAAACUGGAUUUCUGUAUUAAUUGAAUUUCCUAUUUGUUUGACAUGUAUAACCCUUUUUUUCUUCUUUAUGAACCAGUAAUAAUGUGGAAAAAGCCACCAAACUUUCCAGUAAAUUUAUUUGUCAUACUAAAAGUUUCCCGUGCUGAAGGGGGUUCAAAUUGCACAAAUGUGGUUAUAUGGUAUCUAAUAUUUUUGGACAAAGAAAAUGUUUAUCUUGAAAUGCUAUAUUCAUGAAUUAUAAAUUCUUUAUCAGAGAAAAUGUCUGGAUCAAAUAGCCUACAGAAAGAAGGCAUAGUGAUUAAACUUUAUCUACAAACGUUUUGUUUGUAAUAACUUUCCAUGUUUCUAUAUAUUGCACAGGCGCAUGCAUGGUCUGAAUCACUAAUUAUAUGAAUUGGCAAGUAUAUAAAAACAUGCCCAAAAGAAAGAAAAUAUUGUUUUUAAUGUAGACAUACAUUUAAUCAUUUAUUUUUAAUUAAAUGCAGUGAAAUCUAUGUAUACAGACCACUCAUGGAAAGCAAGGAAAGUUGAUCUCUAUAAUUUACAUGUACAAGUUCCAUUAAUUCAUAUUUGAAUAAGGAACACACUUCAAGGGGAAAAUGUGUGGUCUUUAUAGGGUUAUACAGACAGGUUGUCUUCCUACAAAGUUAAUCCGUAUACUGGUAAGGGUUGACAGUAUCAAUAUGAUUUUUUGGGGAAAAACAUGAAAAACAAAUAUCUGUCUGUUUAAUAGUACCCAAUACUACACUUAUUGUAAUUUUAAGUUUAGAGUUACUGUGUAUUUUUAAUUAUGUUGUGAAUCAUGUUAUUGAAAUUACUAGAAAAAGUAUACAUUCCAAACAAAACUCAAUUUUGACAGGGUCAAAAAGAAAAUUGAACCUGAGCCCUGCCUUGAAAUACAAGCUCUAAUGCUGAAUUCUGUAGUUCUUGUAUUUCUGCAGUUAUACUGGAAACAUUUUGACAAACAAGGACAAAAAGUGAAUACAUUUACUUUUUAUAAUCUACUUGCUCAAAUUGGACUUGUAACCUUAUAUCUGUUAUCUGCAGAUAGCCAAGCAGUUUUUGAGUUGACAUACAAUGGGUUCUCAGUUUUUUGCUGUAUGUUGCAUUACCGGUAUGUCUUGUAUACCACCGCACUGUACAUGUACUUGUACAAGUGCAUAUAAAGCCUCUAUGCAAAUUAUGUUAUAAUAAUGGUGUUUCGUUAUCAUACAUUCCUCACUGAAUGAUACUUUUUCUGUCUUCCUAACAAUUUAUCAUUUGGUGUAAUAUUAACAGAUGGUAUAUGGCCUGGAAUUGCAAGUCUGGGGUUUUUUUUCUACUGAUUUUGAAGUUAUAUUAAAUAUUUAUUUUAUUUCCUUUCAAA